This is a messenger RNA of Conger conger (European conger), 2020 nucleotides long. Its product is annotated as C5a anaphylatoxin chemotactic receptor 1. Gene Ontology annotation, biological process: complement receptor mediated signaling pathway; positive regulation of cytosolic calcium ion concentration; inflammatory response. NCBI's taxonomy places the organism in Eukaryota, Metazoa, Chordata, Actinopteri, Anguilliformes, Congridae. The transcript has 2 exons. The coding region runs from base 182 to 1225 and encodes 347 amino acids. Gene Ontology annotation, cellular component: plasma membrane. Gene Ontology annotation, molecular function: G protein-coupled receptor activity; complement component C5a receptor activity. The record is from RefSeq and is a predicted model, not a curated record.
UUCAAUCCAAAAGAAUUAAGUAUUUGACCCAGGUCUGGCUGAUAUCAAUAAUUGCUGUGAGUUAUAUGGAGAUAUGUCAGAAACUGCUUUGAGUUACAGUAUAUGGAGAUAUUUGUAAGGACUGUUGUGCUGUGAUAUAGGUAGGAGAUGCAAGCAGGGAUAUCAGUUUAAGACUGACAUCAUGGCGGAGGGAGUGAACGUGACGGGCACCACACCGGUCCCCACACCGGACCCUACGGAUGCCAGCCAGGUGGCGCAGAUGGUGGUCACCGUGGCGAUCUUCGUGGUGGGGAUCCCGCUGAACGGGCUGGUGGUGUGGGUGCUGGGGGUGCGGGGCGGGAGGCGGGAGGGCCACAGCGGGGAGGAGCCUCGAGGCGCCGGAACCUUCCGGACGUACGUGGUGCACCUGGCGCUGGCGGACCUGGUGCUGGUCCUGCGCAUCCCGCUGAUGCUGGGCUACCUGGCGGCCGGUUACCGCUGGCCCUUCGGCCUGGCCGCCUGCCGGCUCGUCAUGUUCCUGCGCGGCCUGGGGCUCUACGCCAACGCCUUCCUGCUGUGCGCCAUCUCCACCGAGCGCUGCCUGUGCCUAAUGCGCCCCGUCUGGUUCCGCCUGCGCCGCCCCCGCUGGACCGUCCUGCUCGUGUGCGCCCUCCUGUGGCUGCUGGCCGGGGCCCUGAGCGUGCCCUACCUCUCCACCUCCGCCCUCGUGGGCAACCGGACCCAGUGCCACGAGAGCAGUGGCAACAGCACGUUGGGCCUGCUCAUCACCGAGACCACCGUCGGCUUCCUCCUCCCGCUGCUCCUCUUCCUCACCACCAACCUGGUGGUGCUGCUGACCGCCAGGCGGGCGGGGGGCUCGGGGGCCGCCUCCGCCUCCACGCCCACGCCCAAGCGCCUUGUGCGGCUGUACCGCGUGCUCUUCCUCACCAUGCUCCUCUUCCUCACCUGCUGGGUGCCGUACUUCACCUUCCGCUUCCUGCUGAGGCUGGCGGUGGAGGAGAGCAGCGUGCAGCUGACGAAGGUGUCCUACAUCGGCGUGUACAUCUCGCUGUACCUGGUGUACCUGAAGAGCGCGCUCAACCCCGUCAUCUACGUGUUCGCGGCGCGCGGCCUGGGCCGCACCAUACGCGCCUCCAUCUUCUCCACCGUCGACCGCAUCUUCAACGAGGAAACGUCCGACUACGCCCGGCGCCGGUCUCUGCGCCGCACCGACUCGCAGUUCUAGACCGCGCGUCUGAGCCCUGCGGGGGCCGGAGCACACGCCUGACUCAUGAGCACUCCGAGAGAGCCGGGCCGCUGCGGAGGGCUGAUUCGGACACGCUCAGGCAGCCACUCCACUCUCAGAACAAAAUGGUCCCAAAAGCAGCCCCGUGAUUGGAGGGUUCUUUGUCAGGGAGCUCGCACACAGAGGGUUCCACACAGAACCAGAACGGGUUCCUCCGCGCAGACGAGCCCAACAGGGGCACGACUGUAACACACAUUCGUGCGGAAGGACAGAACCAUUCCCGUGGGACUCUGAGGAAGAACUUCACGCUCACUCCUGGGUUAAUAUGGGCAGCACAUGCACACUGGAAAUCCUGCACAUGGUCAUUUCUCAUUAUCUCGGUAUGUCUGUAAUUCUCCUAUAUGUUAUAUUUUUUUAUGGCAGUGUAUGUAAAAAAUAUUGGCUAUAACUUGAUUAUAUUAUGCAUUCUAUUUACAAUAUUGCAUAUUUUUUUGUAUUUUUAAGAAUGUUUGAUAAAUGUGACACAAUUUGCUGAAUGUAAAACAGAGUUGUUAUGUUUGUGUUUUGAUAUAUAAAAUAUAAAAUUCAAUAAAAAAAGUUUAUGCUUUCAUUUUCACAUUCCCUUUACCUGUGUCAGCGAUAUGUAGGUGAAAUGCUUAAUGGUAAUUGUAUUAUAAUGCCUAAUUUGAAGGCCAGUUUUGUAGAGUAUGAUGCCAUUGUAAAAAUAUGUAUCUGGUUUAUGUAACUUCCUGAAUAAACACAAGGAUUAAUAUAAUAAACAUAAGGAACAAGAUA